AUGGCGACCGUACAAAUUUCCGACGCUAUCUUCGAGGGAAUGAAGGAUAAGGUAAUUCUCAUUACCGGCGGCGCGUCAGGAAUCGGAAAAGCAACUGCAGAGUUAUGUCUGAAGCACGGCGCGAAUGUAAUCAUCGGCGAUCUGAACCCUUUACCGUCCGACCUCGAGAUCUCGGAGAAGCUCAAGUUUAUAAAACUGGACGUCUGCUCAUGGGAAAGCCAACGCGAUGCAUUUAUCCAGGUUGAAGAAUGGUUCGGUUGUAUUGACCAUGUCUUCGCCAAUGCAGGCGUCGGGCCAACGUCCGAUUUCUUGGACGACAACCUUGACGAAAAUGGUCAACUCACCCCUCCUAAUUUCCGGACUAUCAAUGUCAAUCUUCUGGGUGUCAUCUCCACAGUUCGGCUAGCCGCAUAUUACAUCCAGAAGAACUCGGCACAUCGUGCAUCUGGUGAACUGGGCAGUAUCGUGGUCACUGCUUCUACGUCUUCGUUCCAGAACUUCAGCACUGGUGAUUACACGAUCACGAAACAUGGUGUUCUGGGGCUCAUCCGCGGGAUAGGGUAUCAACUUGAGGGAAAGGUUCGACUCAAUGCUGUUGCGCCUUCUUGGACAGCAACUGGCAUUAUUGAUACCCCUUUUAUUGAGGCGCUUGGUGUCGGUGUUCAGAGUCCGGAGGCUGUAGCCCGGAGUGCGGCGCUUCUUUUUAGUGAUCAGCAGCGUCAUGGGGAUGUUAUAUACAGCUGGGAUGGGAAAUAUCUGGAGGUUAACAAGGCAGAAGGCGGAUUGCUGGCGGCUGCGGAUGGGAUCCUUGUGAAUUCAGCUAAUGAGGAGUCUGUUGUGAGAAAGCUCAGAGAAGCGAACAUGAUCGGCUAG
Penicillium samsonianum is the source of this 873-nucleotide messenger RNA. RefSeq lists its product as uncharacterized. NCBI's taxonomy places the organism in Eukaryota, Fungi, Ascomycota, Eurotiomycetes, Eurotiales, Aspergillaceae. The coding region runs from base 1 to 873 and encodes 290 amino acids. Gene Ontology annotation, molecular function: oxidoreductase activity. The transcript is spliced from 2 exons. The record is from RefSeq and is a predicted model, not a curated record.